CCUGUCCAAGGUCCAAUGGCACCUGCAAAGAGGGAGGGGAAAUUUUGGAACUUUGAACACCUUCGACGGAGAGAGUCCUUCCUUUUCUGCAAGCAGAUCCUCCGCAGAGGCGCAGGGAAAGGGAUGGCCACCCCGCGCCGCUGGGCCAAGAAACCCAAAGCCACCUCGCCGCCCCAUUAUUACGAGGGUUUCGUGGAGAAGAAGAGUUCGUGGGAAAAGGAUUACAAGACAUACUGGGCAGGACUCUAUGGGCUGACUCUCUACUUCUACAACACCAACGAGAUGUCCAGUGUUGAGGAGGAAGAGGUCUUCCGUCGGGCGGUGUGGGAGAAGAACCUGCGGAGAAUCGAGCAACAUAACCUGGAGGCCUCUCUGGGCAAACACAGUUUCCAGCUGGCUAUGAACCACUUGGGCGACUUGACGGAUGUAGAGUUUAACCAGAUGCUCAAUGGCUUCCAUCUUGAUCCAGUCCAAAGACACAGCAAAGAAGUUGCUCUAUUCCAAGGAUCGACCGAUCAGGAUGUUCCCAAAGAAGUGGAUUGGCGCACCAAAGGUUACGUCACCCCAGUGAAAAACCAGGGCCAUUGCGGUGCAUGCUGGGCGUUCAGCGCCACCGGUGCAUUGGAAGGAUUGCUGUUUAAGAAGACUGGGAAACUGGUUGCGCUGAGUGAACAAAACCUCAUCGACUGCUCCUGGAAGCUGGGCAACCACGGCUGUCGGGGAGGAUAUAUCACCCGGGCCUUUGAGUAUGUGCGGGAUAACGGAGGCAUCAACUCGGAGCAGGACUAUCCCUACCUGGAAAAGGAGGAAUCGGGGUGCCGCUACAAUGCUCAGGUGCGCGCGGGGAACUGUACAUCCCUGGUGCAAGUCCAAGCGGGGAGUGAAAAGGCCCUGGAGCAAGCCGUGGCAGCGGUGGGGCCAGUUUCAGUGGCUGUCGAUGCCAGGAGCUUCUUGUUCCAUUUCUAUAAAUCUGGAGUUUUUGCCAGCAGUUGGUGCAGCCAUUUUGUGAACCAUGCCAUGCUGGCGGUCGGCUAUGGCACGGUCCAGGAAGGUGGGACAAACACGGACUAUUGGAUCCUGAAAAACAGCUGGACAGAGAACUGGGGUGAACAAGGUUACAUGCGAUUGGUGAAAGGGGUCGACAAUCACUGUGGGGUGGCCAACCAAGCCAGUUAUCCCACCCUGUGACCGCGGAAAGGCGAAGACGAGAUCCCCUUUUCCAAAACCUUCUCUGCUUCGGAUGGCCAAGAUGUCGAACGGCCAAGUUGAAACGUUGCCGCCUUCCCCAAAAACCACAGUUUGCAAGACUGUGGGACGAUCCACUGCCAGGGCAACGAAUCUGCCAUUUUUGGCACGCUUUCAAAAUGGCAGCCAUGGUCGCCAUAGUCAAAGAUGUUCAACUGCUUGGGGAAAAAAAUGCUAUGUCUAUAUCUAUAUAUCUAUAUCUAUGCAUCAUAAAAAUAAAGAUCCUGCAAAGA
Molecule: messenger RNA, 1478 nt
Organism: Sceloporus undulatus (fence lizard)
Lineage: Eukaryota; Metazoa; Chordata; Lepidosauria; Squamata; Phrynosomatidae
Product: procathepsin L-like
Exons: 10
Coding region: 16-1188 (390 amino acids)
Biological process (GO): immune response
Cellular component (GO): lysosome
Molecular function (GO): cysteine-type endopeptidase activity
Source: RefSeq, a predicted model, not a curated record